GAGUCCACAGAAGUGAAACAGAUUGUGAGGACAGGGAGAGGAAAGUGUAGGCAAACAGGGCAGCAGCGAACCCUCGACUCAACUCAGUAUUUGCAGUGUGUUUUUUGUUGUUGUUGUUGAGCACAUACCCCUAGAAAGCUGCGUGCGGGGGUACAGCGUCUGCUCGUUUGUUUCAGCAGGACUAGUCCGGAUUCAGACAUAUCUUCAUGUGAUGGACCAGUAAGAGGAGGACGAGCCACACUGGACGUCAACAAGUCCACCGUGCUGUGAAAGAAUGGGCUGUUUUUACAUUGUGGAGGGGAGGGCUUUGCUGUAACACCGGCGGAUCAUGGCAGGGGUACACGCUUCAGAUGCUGUGUCGGGACAUUUUCUGGAUCCUGCCAUCGGUGCCCAGCCGGCUCAGGGCGCGACCAACAUGCCCGGAAUCACCAGCGAUGCAGCCGCGUUGACACCAACCGGCACCCGGGCGUACUUGGAGGUGUCAGCGGCUGCCCAGGGCUACGGGGCCGAGGGAGUUUACACCAAUGGACGAUACAUGGAGCACGGCAGUCCAAGGAUCGGGAGUGGCAGCCGUGAUAAUUCCGCCGAGAGAAUUCAGGGAUCUGGAAACCCACCUUGCGGCAUCAUGAAGGAUGGUUCCAAACAGAGGCAGGUGAGGAAGAAAACGGUGUCCUUCAGCUCAAUGCCGAGUGAUCGCAAGAUCAACAGCACAGCUGCUUGCAUGGCGUUCAUGAUGGAGGGUUGUGAGAUGAAGAAGGUGCGCUCCAACUCCCGCAUGUACAACCGCUACUUCCUGCUGGAUCCAGACAUGCACUGGCUCCGUUGGGAGCCAUCCAAAAAGGAUUCUGAGAAAGCUAAGCUGGAGAUCAAGGGCAUCAAGGAGGUUCGUUUGGGAAAGAAAACUCCAGUUCUGCGCAGCAACGGUCUCUCAGAUCAGUUCCCUGAUGAAUGCGCCUUCUCAAUCAUCUAUGGGGAUAACUAUGAAUCCUUAGAUUUGGUAGCCAGUACAGCUGAUGUUGUCAGCACCUGGGUGAUGGGCUUGAGGUAUCUAGUGUCUUAUGGCCGGCACACCGUAGACAUGGUGGAACCUAGCCAACCAAGUCUACGAACAUCUUGGAUUGGCUCAGUGUUUGAGUUAGCAGAUAUGGAAAAGGAAGGACACAUAGACCUGUUCAGGGCCACCCAGAUUAUCAAGGGGCUUAACCCUGGAAUGAAAGAGUCCAGAAUAGAGCUGAAGUUCAAGGAGCUCCAGAAAGCUAAAGACCAAUAUGGAGAGGCAAUUAACAUGGACACCUUUGUGGAGGCCUACUGUGAGCUCUGCACAAGACCAGAGAUUUUCUUCCUACUAGUACAGUUUUCCAGUAACAAAGAGUAUCUGGACAGUAAAGAUCUGAUGCUAUUCGUAGAGGUUGAGCAGGGUGUGGAAGGUGUGACGGAAGAAAUGUGCAGGGAUAUCGUCCAGAAAUUUGAGCCAUCAGCAGAAGGCAGGGACAGAGGCUACCUCUCCAUUGAUGGCUUCACUCACUACCUCCUCUCCUCUGAAUGCCAUAUCUUUGACCCACAGCACAAACGUGUGUGCCAAGAUAUGAAUCAGCCUCUGUCCCACUACUACAUAAACUCAUCACAUAAUGCCUCCCUUCUGGAGGACCAUUUCUGGGGCUCAUCAGACAUCAGCAGCUACAUCAGAGCUUUAAGGAUGGGCUGCCGCAGCAUUGAAGUGAUUGUAUGGGAUGGCCCUGAUAAUGAACCAGUGGUGUAUGUAGGUAGUUCAGUAGCUUCACAUCUAGCUUUCUCGAAAGUCCUGGACAUAAUAAACCAAUAUGCUUUUGAGAGCUCUGAGUAUCCCCUGAUUCUGUGCUUAGUGACCCACUGUUGCAUCCCCCAGCAGAGGGUCAUGGCACAGCACAUGAAGAAGAUUCUUGGGGACAAGCUAUUUGUUGAACCCCCCAACAAAGAGGACAGCUACCUACCCUCCCCUGAGAAACUCAAAGGUAAAAUCCUCCUCAAGGGUAAAAGGCUGCCGCCUAGCUGCACUGACGCAGAGGGGGAUGUCACAGAUGAGGAGGAGGGUCUUGAAAUGUCCAGAAGAGUGGGAGCUGAUGAUAAGGACCAAUUAAAUGGCUUAGGCUACAAGAGACUGAGACUGUGUAGAGAGCUCUCUGAUCUUGUAUCUCUCUGCAAGUCAGUCCAGUUUAGAGACUUUGAGGUCUCUAAAAGGGACCAGAAAUACUGGGAGAUCUGCUCAUUCAAUGAGGUAGAUGCAAACAGGUUUGCCAAUGAGUUCCCUGAGGAGUUCGUCUGUUAUAACAAGCGUUUUCUCUCAAGGGUAUAUCCAACACCUAUGAGAAUUGAUGCCAGCAACAUGAACCCCCAGGAUUUCUGGAAGUGUGGCUGCCAGAUUGUGGCAAUGAACUACCAGACACCAGGCCUGAUGAUGGACCUCAAUCUGGGCUGGUUCAGGCAGAAUGGCAACUGCGGAUAUGUUUUGAGGCCAGCCAUCAUGAGGGAGGAAGUGUCCUACUUCAGUGCCAAUGCUCGGGACUCUCUACCAGGGGUGUCUGCCCAGCUUCUUCAUAUCAAGGUCAUCAGUGGGCAGAAUCUACCCAAACCACGCGGCUCUGCUGCCAAGGGUGAUGUUGUGGAGCCCUACAUAUAUGUGGAGAUCCACGGCAUCCCUGCUGACUGUGCAGAGCAAAGAACCAAGACUGUGUCUCAGAAUGGUGACAAUCCUAUUUUUGAUGAGAGUUUUGAAUUCCAGAUCAAUUUACCAGAACUUGCAGUACUGCGCUUUGUGGUUCUGGAUGACGACUACAUUGGAGACGAGUUCAUCGGCCAGUACACCAUUCCAUUUGAGUGCCUACAGCCAGGUUAUAGACAUGUUCCCCUGCAAUCUCUUACAGGGGAGUUUCUACCCAACACCACCCUGUUUGUCCAUGUAGCCAUCACCAACAGGCGGGGUGGAGGAAAGGCACAUAAGAGGGGUCUGUCCGUAAGGAAGGGUAGAAAGGCACGGGAGUACACCACAACCAAGACCACAGGGAUUAAGGUAGUGGACGAGCUCUUUAGAGCAUCCACACAGCCCCUCAGGGAGGCAACGGACCUCAGAGAAAAUGUACAGAAUGCCAUGGUGUCCUUCAAGGAGCUGUGUGGCCUGACUCCGGCAGCCAACAUGAAGCAGUGUAUCCUGACCGUGUCAACCUGGCUGAUGAACAGCGAGCGGUCCCUGAAGGUAACAGUGGACCUGAGCGAGACCUACCCCACUAUGGAAGCUCAGGGUCCAGUGCCUGAGUUGCUGCGCAAAGUGCUCAACGCCUAUGAUAUGAUGAUCCAGACCACCAGAACACUGAUCGAGUCAGCUGAUGUUGUCUACUCCAAGCUCACACAAGCACAACGGGCAGGUCUGGACUUCCAUGAGGACCUGCAUCGCAUUGGAGCAAAGGAGGGACUGAAAGGCCGCAAACUUCAGAAAGCUAUGGAGAGCUAUGCUUGGAACAUCACUGUCCUCAAGGGCCAAGCUGACCUGCUGAAGCACGCUAAGAGUGAGGCUCUGGACACUCUGCGUCAGAUCCACUGUGCAGCUCAGUCCUGUGGCCUCAAUAAAAAUGGAGCAGCUUCCCCCCAGCUCCAGCACCACCCUCACCACCAGCCACAGCAGGUCCAGACUCAGCAACAACCUCAGGCCAAAGCCCACCCACAGCCUCAGACCCAGUCCCAGCCCCAAUCCCAGACCAUACCUCAGGAUUAUCUCUACCCCCUCUCCCAGCAACACCCCCAGCUACCAGCUUUCCCCCUUCUUCAAACUGUUUCGAAACCACCGGCAUAUACUCAACCCCCACCCUUACCCCAGCUGCAGUUCCAGAGCCAGCAGCAGAGGGCGGAAGGACCUCUGGGCGCCAUCCCUGAGAAAGAGAUGGUCACUGAUGACCCUGUGGCAUCCUGCUGACCCGCAGCCUGUGCCCACAGAGAAUCCUACCCAAAGAGAGACAGGGAGAGCCAGAUAGGGAUGGAGAAGAAGAGUGUUGAAGAAAAGCAGGAGGCCAGUUACAGAGGGCAGAUGGAGGAGAUGGCUGAGAGAGUUAAAGAGAUGAUGAUGGUGAGGAAGACUCGGCGUGUCAGGAGUGAGACACAAGUCUGAGAGGAGGGUUUAAGGAGAAAAGACAGAGAGACCUAAACUUCGCACAUUUCUGAACAGUGUGAGAACUUGAAGAUUGUUUGCUUUGCUCUGUUAUGGAUACGGAUGUAAUCCUUCUGACCAGCGAAGAUUAGAUCUCUCUGUUUUCUCUCUUGUAAAGGGUCAUAAGGGCAACAGCUAGAAACAAGCCUCUGGUAGUGUGAUCAGUCAUUUAGACAUCCCUGUCUCUCUGGGCAGUGCUAGUUACAGUACAUGCUCUCUCACUAUGUACUUUAGCUCUGUGGGUACAGGCUUUACCUCACGUUGGCAUUUUUUUUGCCACAUAUUUGCCUUUUCAUUUCUGGAGACUCCUCAGCAUGUCUUUGAGCUUUUAUUUUUUAGUGCUCACACGCCUCCCCCUACACCUUAGACAUAAAGCUAUGUGCAAACUGUGACUCAUUCAACAAAAAACAAAAAAAUGUAAUUUUCAUUUCACGUGCACAAAGUACAAUUGCUCGACUAGGCUGUGCUUUGUAGAAUUCACAGAGAACCAUUUCAGCACAAACCAGGGGUCUGUAGAGCUACAACAGAAAAUCAUCCUUUGCGUGCUGAUGUCCUCAGUCAUCCUAAUGCUCUUCUUUCAUCAUUUGCUGACAUCGACCUCCAUCAGACCCCUGCACAUGUCUAAUAUCAUUCCUUAUUCUUUUAGUUAUUUGGCAUCACUUUACUACCCCAACAGGGUCCCCUUGUCUCCUCCCCAGGGGCUGUGUGUGUGUGUGUGUGUGUGUGUGUGUGUGUGUGUGUGAGUGCGUGCGUGCGUGCGAGACGUUAUGUGAGUUGUUUUUGGUCCCCAGGGUGGAGCCAUCCUGCAUCUGAAAGAGGCAGAGCUCACCAGCCAAUCACAACUGGAGUAUUGACCCUGCCUGUUAGAGGUCAAGCUCAACAGGAACACAUAACUGCUGUCAAUAAAAACACAAAAUAAAGUGGCUAUAGAUGUAAAGUGUAUGUAAAAUGUACGAGAGAACAUAUAUUGCUAUGAUAUUUCUUGCAGAUAUGGACAUUAAUGAUUAAUAUUAUGAUGAUUGUUGUUCUAUUGAUAUUCUGAUUCUUUUUUUUAACAUAACUUCCACAAACCGUAUUCAGUGAUUAGACGCCUGUUGUUCUGUGGUGCAGGUCAGGACUACCAGUGUAUGUGGGACUGGGACGAAGGAUUACGGGUUAGCACCACAACAUCAGGGUCAGUCAAUAACCUGAGAUAUGUUUCACUGCAGAGUGAAUGUGGAUUCUGUAAGAGCUCCUUUAAGUGGACCAUUAAAACUGGCUUCAUUGUU
Molecule: messenger RNA, 5442 nt
Organism: Labrus mixtus (cuckoo wrasse)
Lineage: Eukaryota; Metazoa; Chordata; Actinopteri; Labriformes; Labridae
Gene: plcl5
Product: phospholipase C like 5
Exons: 6
Coding region: 329-3943 (1204 amino acids)
Biological process (GO): intracellular signal transduction; lipid metabolic process
Molecular function (GO): phosphatidylinositol-4,5-bisphosphate phospholipase C activity
Source: RefSeq, a predicted model, not a curated record